This is a messenger RNA of Salvelinus sp. IW2-2015, 3060 nucleotides long. NCBI's taxonomy places the organism in Eukaryota, Metazoa, Chordata, Actinopteri, Salmoniformes, Salmonidae. The record is from RefSeq and is a predicted model, not a curated record.
GGAGAGGACGAUGACAUGCCCAACCCCACCCUCUUCACUGAGAUGGACACGCUGCAGCAGGACGGGGAUGAGCUGGAGUGGAAAGAGUCUGCUAGGUGGGUGAAGUUUGAAGAGAAGGUGGAGGAGGGAGGAGAGAGGUGGAGCAAGCCCCAUGUGUCCACCCUGUCCCUGCACAGUCUGUUUGAGCUGAGGACCUGUAUACAGACCGGCACUGUGCUGCUUGAUCUGGAGGGAUACUCACUGCCACAGAUAGUUGAUGAAAUCAUUGAACAGCAGGUAGACGAGGGCAUGCUAUCUCCUGACCUGAGAGAGAAGAUCAGCUUUGUCCUCCUGAGGAAGCACAGGCACCAGACCAAAAAGCCUAUCCACCGCUCUCUGGCUGACAUGGGCAAGGCCAGCGGUGCCCGUAGUCCAGGUGCAGCGGCCGCAUUCAACCGCUCCACAGAAGACCUCCGCAUGAAAUCACAGCCAGGAGGCUAUGGUCGUCUGCGUCAUGCCCAAAGUAGGAGCAUGAAUGACAUUUCAGACACUCCGAGCACAGACCAGCUAAGGAAUAAGUUCAUGAAAAAGAUCCCUAGAGAUGCUGAGGCAUCUAAUGUUCUGGUGGGUGAAGUGGACUUCCUGGAUAAGCCCUUUGUAGCCUUUGUCCGCCUGGCCCAGGCCACCACUCUGGGAGGACUGACAGAGGUUCCUGUGCCCACCAGAUUCCUGUUUAUUCUGUUGGGGCCAACAGGAAAAGCCAAGUCCUAUAAUCAGAUCGGUCGAGCCAUAGCUACCCUAAUGGUGGAUGACCUGUUCAGUGAUGUGGCGUACAAGGCUAGAGAUCGAGAGGAUCUGAUUGCAGGUAUAGAUGAGUUCUUGGAUGAGGUGAUCGUGCUGCCGCCCGGAGAGUGGGACCCCAAAAUACGUAUCGAGCCCCCUAAAAAAGUGACCUCGGCUGACAAGAGGAAGUCAGUGUUCUCUCUGAAUGAGCUGGGUCAGCCGAAUGGUGCGGCGGGAGGAGGUGGAGGCCUCGCUGAGGAUGAGGAGAUGCCAGUGGCUCACGAACUGGGAGAGGAGCUGGCACACACUGGGAGGUUCUGUGGAGGUCUGUUUCUUGACAUCAAGAGAAAAAUACCCUGGUUGCUUAGUGACUUCUAUGAAGGCUUUCACAUCCAGUCCAUCUCUGCUGUGCUGUUCAUCUACCUGGGCUGCAUCACCAACGCCAUCACCUUCGGAGGCCUGCUGGGAGACGCCACAGACAACUACCAGGGUGUGAUGGAGAGUUUCCUGGGCACAGCGUUGUCAGGAACAGUAUUCUGUCUGUUUAGUGGUCAGCCCCUCAUCAUCCUCAGCUCUACUGGACCUAUCCUCAUCUUUGAGAAACUGCUCUUCGAAUUCAGCAAGAACAAUGGUAUAGACUACAUGGAGCUGCGUCUGUGGAUCGGGAUCCACUCCUGUUUGCAGUGCUUCCUCCUGGUCGCCACGGACGCCAGCUACAUCAUCAAGUACAUGACCCGUUUCACAGAGGAGGGCUUCUCCAGCCUCAUCUCCUUCAUCUUCAUCUCUGACGCCAUCAAGAAGAUGAUGGGCUCCUUCAAAUACUACCCCAUCAACACCGACUUCAAGCCAGACUAUGUCACCGCCUACAAGUGCGAGUGCCUGGCCCCAGACCCCAGUGAGUCCAUCCUUAGCAACUGUGUCCCCCUCCCUGCCCCCCUCCACCCCUCUCUCCCUCUCUCCUACCAGUUAAACAUCACAGGCCUGGACUGGAGCCAGCUCAGUAAGAAGGAGUGUGUGAAGUACGGAGGCUCUCUGGUGGGCAACACCUGUAAGUACGUCCCUGACCUGGCCCUCAUGUCCUUCAUUCUGUUCUUCGGGACCUACUCCAUGACCGUCUCCCUCAAGAAGUUCAAGUUCAGUCGCUACUUCCCCACCAAGCUGCGGAAGCUCAUCAGUGACUUCUCCAUCUUCAUGGCCAUUAUGACCUUUGUGGGUCUGGACAGGUUAAUUGGGCUCAAAACCCCCAAGCUCAUCGUUCCCACAGAAUUUAAGCCCACACGUCCCGACCGGGGUUGGAUAGUGCUGCCGUUUGGGAAGAACCCAUGGUGGGUGUAUUUGGCCAGCUUCGUCCCUGCUCUCCUGGUCACCAUCCUCAUCUUCAUGGACCAGCAGAUCAGUGCUGUCAUUGUCAACCGGAAGGAGAACAAGCUGAGGAAAGGGUGUGGCUACCACCUGGACCUGUUCUGGGUGGGGGUGUUGAUGGCUGCCUGCUCCUUCUUGGGCCUGCCCUGGUACGUGGCCGCCACUGUCAUCUCCAUCGCCCACAUUGAUUCACUAAAGAUGGAGAGUGAGUCCAGCGCCCCUGGGGAGCAGCCUCAGUUCCUGGGUGUCAGGUGAGGGAGCACAGAGCAGAGACUGACAGGGAUUCUGGUGUUUGUUCUCACUGGAGUCUCCAUCUUCUUGGCUCCCCCAUUCUACAGGUCAUUCAUACCCAUGCCAGUGCUCUAUGGUGUGUUUCUCUAAUGGGAUGGCAUCUCUCAGUGGGCAUUCAGGUAUUUCUGGGAGAGGAUCAAGUUGUACAUGAUGCCUUCCAAGUACCAGCCAGACUUCCCUUUCCUGCGUCACGUGCCUCUGAGGAGGGUCCACCUCUUCACCCUGGUCCAGAUCAUCUGCCUGGCUGUCCUCUGGGUGCUCAAGUCCACCGUCCUGGCCAUCCUCUUCCCUGUCAUGAUCCUGGGGUUGCUGGUGGUGCGUAAGAUGCUGGACAUGGUGUUCUCUCAACACGACCUGGCCUGGAUAGAUGAUAUCCUGCCUGGGAAAGACAAGAAAAAGGAGAAGACGAAGAAGGGUGAUAAAGAUGACACAAAGAAGAAAGACAAGAAGAAAGGGAGAUCAGACGACAGCGAAGACGAGGAGAAGUACCACGCGUACUCCAACUGCUCGCCCAGCUCUGAGUCUGACGUGGACCGCAGGUACUGUGUGCUCAAACUACACGUCCCCUACAGUGACCUCCUUCAGCCCGUUGAUGCCCAGUCACAGUGGGCUGCUCACUGCCAGCCAGGCAAAUACUUCCCCUGA